AUGCUCGUUGCACGGCUGCCAACAGGCUCACCACUCGUGCGCACGCUCGCAGCCCGCCGCUCGCUCGCCAGCUUCACCCCCACCAACUCGCUCUCCUCGGUCCACACUACGCGCGCAGACCAGAUGCCGCCCGCGAAUCCGCCAGAAUGGCACGACUGGCGCAUGGGAGUGCCCUCGUCCACCCCGACCGACUCGCCCAUGCUGAGAAACCAGGGGAAACUGCCCCGUUUGCCGGUCGUCCCCCUCGAAGAGACUCUCGCCCGCCUCAGACGCUCGUGCGAACCCCUCGCAAAGGACGAGAAGGAGCUCAGGGAGGUGGAGAAGAAGAUCGAGGCGUUUGGGCGGCAAGGGGGCGUCGGGCGCAAACUGCAGGACCUGCUGGAGCAGAAGCGCGAGGAGAAGGGGAUGCGCAACUGGCUCGCAAAGGACUGGGACGAGCAGGCCUACAUGGCCUACCGCGACUCGAUCAUCAUCAACGUCUCGUACUACUUCGGCUUCGACCGCCUCCCGCAAGCGCCUCCCUCCGCACCAAACCCUCCCGCCGCAGACCCCGCCUACGUCGCUGCAAGCAUCGCCAAAACCGCCCUCGAGUUCCGCCGACUGAUCGCAACAGGCCUUCUCGAACCCGAACUCGUCGGCCGCAGCAAGGAAGACGGCGAACUCUGCAUGGAGUCGUACAAGUGGGCUUUCAACGCUUGUCGCGUACCGGCGAGCCCGUCUGAUUACGCGGUCAAGACUGCCGAGACGGAUCCCGAAGCGCAACACUUUGUCGUCGUCAAGCGCAACAGGUUCUACAGCGUGCCCAUCGUUGAUGUGGCGGGACAGGAGUUCAGCGUCGAGGGAUUCAGGAAGGCAAUUCAGGAGGUUGUCGAACAAGCGGAGAUGGAGGGCGACGCUGCGCCUCCAGUCGGCGUCUUGACGGGCAUCAACCGCGACCGCUGGGCCGAGGCGCACGGGCACCUCUCCUCGAACCCGACGAACGUCAAGACGCUCCGCUCCAUCCACCAGUCCGCAUUCGUCAUCUGUCUCGACGAGGCUGAGCCGUCGAGCAAGACGCCCGAAGAGAACGUCGACUUUUCCUGGCGCUUGUGGACGGGCGGUGAGGAGGCGGGAAACAGGUGGUGGGACAAGCCGCUGCAGUGGAUGGUGUACCGGAAUGGCGAGGCGGGCUUUGUCGGAGAGCAUUCCUGCAUGGACGGCACGCCUACCGCUAGACUCAACGACUUUCUCACCAAGCGCCUUCUCACGAACGAGCCCUUCCCUCACUCGUCCUCCGCAACCUCCAGUACCCCCUCUCCCUCGCCACUCCCCUUCGAACUCGACUCGACCGCCCUCUCGCACGUUGAAAAGGCGCACGAGGAGCACCGCAAGCACAUCGAGCCGUAUGCGCUGCAUUACCUGAGUUAUGAGCGGUAUGGAAAGGAGGGGAUCAAGAAGAUGAAGGCGAGCCCGGAUGGUUGGGUCCAGAUGCUCUUCCAGAUCGCCUACUACCUCACCUUCAAGAAGCCCUGCGGCACGUACGAAGCUGCCCAGACGCGCCGCUACCAGCUCGGCCGGACCGAAACCGUCCGCAUCCUCACUCCCGAAUCCCUCGCCUUUGUCAAAUCCCUCGUCGACUCUCCUUCCUCCUCGUCGGCAUCCGACAAAGUCGCCCUCUUCCGCGCUGCACUCGCUCAGCAUGGGAAGGACAUGAAGCUUGCCUCCGCCGGGAUGGGCAUCGAUCGCCAUUUGUUCGGGUUGAAGAUGCUUGCGGCGACCAAGCUCGGCGAGCAGGAGAAGAAGGAGGUGAUGGAGGGUGACGGGUUGUUUGCGGAUCCGCUGGUCAAGGAGAGCGGGACGUGGAGGAUGAGCACGAGUCAGAUCUACAUUCGGCACUCGCCGGCGUAUGGCUGGGGACCCGUCGUCGACGGCGGACUCGGCUUGCCCUACAUGAUCCAUCCCGAAUCGCUCCAGCUCACCGUCAGCUGCCAAAAGACCGUCCCAGGCGACCUCUACAUCAAGAACUUUGCCAAGGCCGCCGACCUCUUGAUGGACUUGUUUGAGCAGGCGGAGCGGGACGGGCAGGGCAAGGCGAAGGCGUAA
This is a messenger RNA of Rhodotorula toruloides NP11, 2082 nucleotides long. RefSeq names its product carnitine O-acetyltransferase. Gene Ontology annotation, cellular component: peroxisome; mitochondrion. The transcript is spliced from 8 exons. Gene Ontology annotation, molecular function: carnitine O-acetyltransferase activity. The record is from RefSeq and is a predicted model, not a curated record. The coding region runs from base 1 to 2082 and encodes 693 amino acids. Gene Ontology annotation, biological process: carnitine metabolic process. NCBI's taxonomy places the organism in Eukaryota, Fungi, Basidiomycota, Microbotryomycetes, Sporidiobolales, Sporidiobolaceae.